GGGCAACCGAUCAGUUUCCCCGGGUCGCGCUGCUCUGCACCACGGAGGGUACACACACACUUUAAUCAUUUGCAUACUCCAGCUCCCCCUCCCGAGCUCUGAUUGGUCGGGGGGCGGCGGCCUGGCGUGGAAUCCAGCUUCCAAACUUUCUCAGUUAGAUCCCAACUCUUGUGUUGAGCGUGGAGACGGAGCGGGACGGAGAGGAAGAGGAUGGACUCUUAAUUAUAUGUUCUGUGUAAUUACCGUGGGGUUGGACUGAAGGAUAUCUUUCCGAUACAGAGUCGAUCGCGGAGAUGUGUGAAUAGCUCUCGGACCGUCGGAGCCGUGACCUCUUGUGAGCGCCAUGCUGCCGGUUCUACUGCUGCUGGCCCUGGGCCUUGGUUCUGAGGCCCACUCCCCCUCCGACCCGGCCACCUCCACCAUCCUGUACCGGUUAUGGGAGGAGCAGCCGGCCGGCACGCGGGUGGGCCGGCUGCUGGACGACCUGCGUCAGCGCGGCUUCAGCGGCCCGAUGGACCACUUCCAGGUGGUGGAGCACGGGGAAGCCCUUCCCUUCUCCGUCAGCGGCCGGGACGGGGAGGUGACGACCCUCAGUUGGCUGGACCGCGAGAAGCUGUGUCGCGGGGCGGACCUCUGCGAGCUGGCCUUCAGCGUCCUGUACAAGAAGGGUGGCGCCAUGGACUUCCUGCGAGUGCGUGUGGAGGUGAUGGAUCUGAACGACCACAGCCCCGCCUUCCCUGAAGAACUGCAGGAAGUGGAGAUCUCGGAGACCGCCAGCCUCCAGAUGAGGAUCCCCCUGGACAGGGCGGUGGACCCCGACGCCGGCCCCAACGGGCUCCAGACGUACUCGCUGUCCGACAAUCAACACUUUGCCCUUGAGGUGACGGUGGGGCCGGGCGGCUCCAAACAAGCUGAGUUGGUGGUCAUUAAGGAGCUGGACAGAGAGGCGCAGGCCACCUUUGAGCUGACCCUGACGGCCUGGGAUGAAGGCGUCCCACCCCGGUCUGGGACUACAACGGUCCGAGUUAAUAUACUGGACUCCAAUGACAACAGCCCCGUCUUUGAGGACUGCAAACCCGUCGUAGAGCUGGCCGAGAACACGGUGCAUGGUACCAUCGUGGUCAACGUGAAGGCCACAGAUCCGGACCAGGGGGCCAACGGGGAGGUCGAGUACUCCCUGAGCAAGCACGCCCCGCCUGAGGUGCAGAAGCUCUUUGACGUCGAUCAAGAAACCGGGUCUGUGACCCUGAAAGGACCCCUGGACUACGAGGCCAGGCGUUCUUUUGAAGUGGACAUACAGGCUCGUGACCGAGGACCCAACGCCAUCCCGUCCCACUGUAAGCUUCAGAUCAAGCUGAUGGACAUCAACGAUAAUGCACCGAGAAUUCACAUCACUUGGACUCCUCCGGACUCCCCCGUCGCGACGGUCCGUGAGGGAGCACCUCGGGACACCUUCCUGGCCUUGGUGAUGGUGUCCGACGCUGAUUCAGGGGACAACGGUAAAGUAAAUGCCUUCAUCCAGGAAGGAUCUGGGCCCUUCCAUCUGAAAAAGAUCCAUGGGGACAACUACAUGAUUGUCACCAACGGCAGCCUCGAUAGAGAGAAGCACAUGCAGUAUAACAUCAGUCUCCUUGCCAAGGAUCACGGAGACCCGCGACUGUCUUGCGUGAAACACCUCACCGUCAAUGUUCAGGAUGAGAAUGACAACCCGCCUGUCUUCACUCAACCCGUCUACAGUGCCUCUUUCCAGGAGAACAACGUGAUUGGAUACAUGGCCCUCCAAGUGGAGGCCCAUGAUGUCGACAUGGAGCUUAGUGGAAGGGUGUCCUACUCCAUGCGGGAGUCAAACGAGCUGGGAUCGUCAACGGCAUACUUCUCCGUCCACCGGACCAGUGGCAUGGUCAGCGUACAGAAGUCGCUGGACUACGAGGAUUCUGCCCACUACUCCUUCAUUGUGGAGGCCGUGGACCAGGGCUAUCCUCCGCUCACCAGCACUGCCACGGUCAACAUCCACAUCGAAGACAUCAACGACAACUACCCCGUCAUCAAAGAGCCCAUGGCGAUAAACGGGGUGGCGUAUUUAAGCGUGCCUGUUAACGCAGACAAGGGCGAGAUUGUGAUCGAACUUGGCGAUGAAGGGGCUGAAGGUUCCACCACCUCUCCCAUCGGUCCACCAGCCAGAGAAGGGGUGGUAGGGUUCCUGGCUACAGUCCUCAAGGCGGAAGAUCCAGAUUCUGGGCCAAAUGGUGAUCUCGGUUUCCUCAUUGCCGAUGGAAAUCCCGAUGGAUUAUUCUGGUUGGAUAACACCACGGGCCAGCUCUUCGUGAACACCACCAAUGCCACCGAGCUGAUUGGGAAGACGUUUACAGUGGGCGUGGCCGUGUCAGACAUGGGUACUCCUGGAUUGGUAACUAAGGCGACCCUGGAGGUGAGCUUCAUCAACCUGAAAGACCACCUCAGGAACUCGGGGGCCGGCAACCGCAGGCAACUCAGCUUCACCAUGAUGAUCGCCAUCUGCCUCGGGGCCACCUGCCUCCUGCUAAUGCUCGCCAUCGCUCUGGUGACCACGUUCUGCCGCCCCGAGAAACGGGACAACCGGGCCUACAACUGUCGGGAGGCGGAGUCAACCUACACCCGCCACCCGCGUCGCCCGCAGAAGAACAUCAGGAAGUCGGACAUCCAGCUGAUUCCCGUCAUCCGGGGCCGAAAAGACGAUCCGUCGGAGGGCGACGGCGAGGCCCAGCCCCUCGGCCCGGCCCCCGCGGCGCCCGAGGAGCCGCAGACGGAGCGACAGUACAGCGUGGCGCCGUCGGCCAACAACGCCAGCCUCCGCUCUCUGACCUACCUCGACGCGGACUCCUCCCCGCCGCCCUCCUCCUACGCCCGAACGCUCCGCAAACCGGGAGGCUUCGAGUUGGACGGAACCCUCCCCCGCACGCCGGCCACCCCGUACCGCACGCUGCGGCGGGCCAGAAACCCGUCCUCCUCCACCUCCUCGCUGUCGCACGGCGGCACCCUGAGGCGGCCCGCGCGCUCGGAGGGGGCGGGGCCGGGGGAGGGCGAGGAGGAGGAGGGGGCGGGGCCGGCGUCGUGCUCCAGCUCCACGGCGACCCUGCGCCGGCCGAAGGCCCUCGAGGGCGGGGGGAGGCGAGAGGCGGAGCAUCGGCGCAUGCUCAGGAACCUGGUGCGCCUCUCCAUGGCCGCCUUCGGGGACAACAUCGAGCUCUCUGCUGCUUCGCCGGAGGUCCAGCAGAUCUCCCAGCUCCUCUCCCUCCUCCACCAAGGACAGCUGCAGCCCAGGCCAAAUUUCCGUGGCAACAAGUACUCUCACCGUGCCGGCAGAUACGGAGGUCCGGACUGCCAGGACUGGCAGAGCACCAAGGACAGCGGGCACGGGGAGAGCGAGGCCGGCGACGUGGACUGGGAGGCCGGGAGGGACUCCCCUGACCAGGAGGAAGGCUCCUGCACACACAUCCACACGACUGACGACGUCUUCGCUGACCUGGACCCUGCCUGGGUGGCCCGCCUCUCCCUCCCCCUCUCUGCCGAUUACCAUGACAACAUGUUCGUCCCCGGCGCCCCGCCGGCCCCCGACUCCCCUGACACGCCCCCGGGAGGGCUCGACCCCGCCUCCUCCUUCUCCACCUUCGGCAAGACGCCGGAGAAGGACGGCCCCCUGGGCGGGGCCCUGCUGUCGGAGGUCAGCACCCUCUUUGAGAUGCUCAUGACCCAGAAGGCCGACGCCCAGACAAGCCCCUCCCCCGCACUCCUCUACAGGCUGUCGGCUGCCUACCGCCGCUCGAUGGGGCUCGACGGCGGCGGGGGGAGGGGCGUUGCAGGCGCUGCCGGGGAGCCGUCGUCAGGGUUCAGCUACCACUAGACUAGACGCCGCCCAGAAACCUCAAGGGAAGUGGCACAUAUAUGUCCUGUAUGUCUGACUACGGCGGUGGCCUGGUAGCAUUUUAGCUAACUGGCUGUGGCUGCGUUAACGCAUCACAAGAUGGCCGCCGGCAUCCACAACUGUAAAUAUUCAACUUUUUCAUUUGUUGCUAGAAUGUGAGGUGUUUAGAUGAAUGAGUGAGGACCUCCUGUGAUGAAGGGUGGAAUGUGGGUUAUCUGCAUCAUGUGACCAGGUUUCUUUGACCUCCUCUGUCUUCCGCCCAGAGACGUCUCGAAGAUUCUGGAAAAGGGAGAGACAAGGGUUCUUCUGUUAUAUUCCGUUUUGUAUUGUCCGUUAAAUAAGGAUCCACACGGUUUAAUAAAUGAACUCAGCAUAGAGGAAAUGUCCCUUUUGUCUGCGGUGAAGUUAAAACGACAACAAAUUAUAAUGGAUGUGUUCUGUUCCAUAUUUUAACAUGAAUGAUGAAAAAUUCUGGGAUUUUACAAUAUAGGCCUACUGAUGGAUUGGGAGGUUCAUUUAAGGGACUAUUUUUCUGUUAAAAUGGGCCAAGCUACUUUUUUAGGAUGUUUUCAAUGUCAUAUUUCUCUAUGUAUCAAAAAAAAGCACUUUGUAAAUUCAUUGUGUAUACAUUCUGGAAAUGAUUUGACUGAAUAUGUUUGUUGUGAUCAUUUGUUUGUAUGCCUACGCCGUUAUCCUUAAAACGCACGAGAGAAUCACAAAAAAGAACUGCAGAGAAAAUAUUACGACUGGCAACGACGAAUUUAUGAAAAUAAAUAUUCCUUCAUGCUUUAAACCUUAUAAGUGUUGGCAGUUCAUAAACAUUAGACAUGUACUGGUCAUCAGUUCUCUGUUCAUAAUUUCUAAUGGACAAAUCGAAAACGAUAAUUAACUCAAAUAUGAAGAAUAAAGUUGCAGCUAUUCAGUCAAAACCCGUCAGAAAUUAAAAACUAAACCAAAUAAGAAUUACUUUGAAAACAGCACCAUCUUCUGGCAGAAAAUGUUAAUAUUUACAACAAGGCUCUUGCUUUCAAAUGAGGCCAAAACCUCAACACCACUGGCAGAUAAGUUUGCAAGAGAAUGAAACAUUGAAAAGGAGAGAUGAGGAGAACAUGAGCUCUGA
This is a messenger RNA of Gadus chalcogrammus (walleye pollock), 5021 nucleotides long. It is a transcript of the gene pcdh12, whose product is annotated as protocadherin 12. The coding region runs from base 344 to 3880 and encodes 1178 amino acids. Gene Ontology annotation, biological process: homophilic cell-cell adhesion. Gene Ontology annotation, cellular component: plasma membrane. Gene Ontology annotation, molecular function: calcium ion binding. The transcript is spliced from 5 exons. NCBI's taxonomy places the organism in Eukaryota, Metazoa, Chordata, Actinopteri, Gadiformes, Gadidae. The record is from RefSeq and is a predicted model, not a curated record.